AUGGCUGCUACGCAGAGAGCACCAGCAAAUGGAGUCCUCCCAGUCACCGCAAUUCAAACCUCUGGCAAUAGCCCCAAACCAGCAUCCAAGGCUACUGUCACUCGGUUGAAGGUUAUAAUCAGGAGACUUCCUCCCGCGCUCACCGAGGCAGAGUUUGCUUCAAUCAUAGGAGACGAGUGGAAGUUGGCGCAAGGCAAGGUGGACUGGUUCCUCUAUAAGCCUGGAAAGGAUUCCAAAGAUGCAUCCAAGCCAUCUAGACCUUCGCGCGCAUACUUCCAUCUCACGAGUGAUGCCCAUCUCAUGAGUCUCUCCGAAACUAUACGCCUUUCAGUCUUCGAAGAUGCACAGAAUACCUUCACAAGCUCUUGCCUCAUUGGUCCUCCAACUGUCGAGUUUGCACCAUAUGGCCGAACACCAGGAGGAAGACGUCGUGUAGAUGCACGAGCAGGCACAAUCGACCAGGACGCAGAAUUCAUGGCUUUUCUGGAAGGAUUGGCGAACCCACCUACAGGAAAGGAUGUUGGUGUGGAUGGUCUGGUUGAGGGCAUGCCAGCUACCAAGGAAAAAGUCACAACUACGCCGUUGGUCCAAUAUCUAAAGGACAAGAAGGCCAGCAAGAGCAGAGACGCUGCAGUGAAGGCCGCUAAGAAGCAAGAAAGUAAUCUUGCAAAGGGUAAAAGUGCAAAAGAUUCUCCAGACAAGAAAGGAAAAGAUGGCAAAGGAGUGGUCGAGAGGGCCACAAAAGAAGCUGUCAAGAUCCUCAAUAGGGAAGCAUCCGCCAAAGCGGGCUCGUCUGCGAAGUCGGACAGUUCAGAUGGUCCCCCCAAGCUCGAUCUUCGAAAGGUCCCUGGCCGACAAAGAGGUGCUGUUAUCUCAGCUCAUAUUCGCAUGUUGGAGCGGGAUUUAGGAUUCAGCCCGGCUCAGGCGCAUCGUCAAGUCCGACGCGAUACUGCUGACGCCCAGAAAGCAGAAAAAGCGACGGCUUCUGAAAAUGCUCCACCAGAGGUAAAAGAUAGUGUUCCAUCACAAUCUGCUCAAACCCUCAUUCCAGUGGCACCGAAAGGAAAUAUACAGGUCAAUAGUAGGAGAUCUCGAGCUAAGGCAUCCUCUGCUGGUGAGUCUGAAGCGAAGGCUUCGACACCCAGCACUCCUGCAACCCCUACGGCUCCUAUGGUUCUUCUCAAGAAACCUGAAAUAGCCCAAGCUACGCCCACCCCCAUAGCUCCAGCCCCAAAGCCCGCACCAACUACAACUCCUCGAAAGCCCCAAAAUGUUGCAGUACCGUCUGCUGGUGCCACCCAGGCCUUCGUCAAACACGCCAACCCUUCACAGGGUGUUACAGAACCACUGUUGAAGGAAGCAAUGGAGCAGUUUGGCGCCGUUUCUAUGGUGGAGAUUGACAAGCGGAAGGGUUUUGCCUAUGUUGAGUUUAUUGAAUCCGAUGGUUUGAAGAAGGCGAUGGCAGCGAAUCCGAUUCCUGUGGCUCAAGGCACUGUCCAGGUUAUGCAACGUAAAGGCACUUCUUUACCUCCGGAGAAGAAACCAGCACAUGUCGCCCCACAGUCUCCGAGAGGAGGCCGUGGAGGAGGCAGAGGUGGUACCAUUGGUAGACGAGGAAGGGGUGGUGCUAGGGGAGGUGGUAACGCGGCUCCUUCAACUGCCCCUACCGGACCUGCCGCGAAAGGAUAG
Lachnellula hyalina is the source of this 1689-nucleotide messenger RNA. It is a transcript of the gene UPF3, whose product is annotated as Regulator of nonsense transcripts. Gene Ontology annotation, biological process: positive regulation of translation; nuclear-transcribed mRNA catabolic process, nonsense-mediated decay. Bases 1 to 1689 code for a protein of 562 amino acids. The transcript is spliced from 2 exons. The record is from RefSeq and is a predicted model, not a curated record. Gene Ontology annotation, molecular function: mRNA binding. Gene Ontology annotation, cellular component: nucleolus; cytoplasm. Lineage: Eukaryota; Fungi; Ascomycota; Leotiomycetes; Helotiales; Lachnaceae.